This is a messenger RNA of Prorocentrum cordatum, 1290 nucleotides long. The record is from the annotation of a GenBank genome assembly. NCBI's taxonomy places the organism in Eukaryota, Dinophyceae, Prorocentrales, Prorocentraceae.
AUGGUGCAGCGCUCUGCUUCAAAGUUGGAUUCAGAUGGUUUGAAACAGUUCGAAACGGUCAUCGAGCAACGGGCUGCGCAGAGUGGCAAAUCGCUGAUCAAGUACUCGGAGGAGAAGAACACGCAGAAGGCGACGCUGGACAAGAAGAGGGUCACAGAGUACGUUGACUUCAUCAAGGCUAUUCAGGACGCCGUCCCGAAUAUGAGCAUCACUAGCGGCGACGCGAAGAAGUGCCUAGGGAGCGUCUUCGACAACCACAAAGCAGAUUGGAACGUGAAGGAUGCGCACCGAGAGGAUUGGAUCAACACAAUGGAGCUCCGCAUUCGAAAUCUCUGCGCUAGUGUCAAAAAAGCAACAUCUGUCAAAAAACCUGCGAAGUGGCUGGUCGACUUGGGACUCGCGACCUCACCUUGCCCCACCGCCGACGACGAGGACGAUGAUGAGAGCGGCACGGGCAAGGAUGACUACACUGUCGUUAAGGGCAAGGCAAAAGAAGAGUUGUCUCUACCGAUCAAUACUUCUAACGUUGCGAAGCUCAGCUCGGACGACCCGAUUGUUGCAGAAUGGCACGACGGCUAUACCAAGGAGAUCAACGACAUGACCAAGGAGCGCUGGGAGAACCUGACAAAGGCAAGCCACGCGAAGUCUGGCGAAGGCCCCCUCUGGGAAGAAGAGUCCAGCAUAACCCGCAACAAACUGUACAUCGACCAGAGGGUCGACAGGCACUUAUUAAUGUCAUUAUACGAGCAAGGUUCACAGAUUCUCAUGAUGCGCCUGGACACGUUUGCGGACUUGAAGGGCCGCAACCAGAGGCUUCCGAACAACCACGAGGCCGUGUUGACAGGCCUCUCCAUCAUGAAGCCGAUCGCUGAGCAGUACCGCACGGGCAACAUCAAGCAGGGUGACAGGACGGCGCUCAGGGAGGCGAGAAAUAAAGCCAUCACCGAGUGGAAGAGCAAGGGCGAGCUCAAGAAGGUGCACGGCAAGGACAGCUCCACGGUGACCAGCCCCACGAAGACGGAGGGGCGCGACAGCCACGUCGCCCUGAAGAGGCCUGCUGCCAGUGAGGACGCAGCCACUCCUCCAUCAAAGCGGAGGCCUGCUGCGUCAACGCCGAAGUGCGGUGACGCCGCCAUUCCCCAGAAGCCAAUUGCGCCAUCCGCAUCUGCUUCCUCUGAGGCGCACCUUGCGGCAAUGACCGCGUGGCUGGGGUCAGCAGCUGACUGCGGCCCCCCGAGGCGCUCGUGUGCCCAGAUCUUCCAAGAUGCGGAGCACUCCGCUUCCGAUUAG